CUGUCUCCAAAUUGCUGAAUGAUAUUAUAUUUAUGAAUUUACUAUAGCAUGACUAAGUUAUUUGUUUUGGUGAUACUAUAAUCUGCAUUUAUUUAUUCAAAAAAUCUCAAUUUAAAACUAUUUUUCAACUGCUUAAAAAUUUGAAGUCCACCCGAAUUAUUAAGUUGGGUCAGGCAGCCGAACCAGAAACAAAACUUUAAUCUAGACCCACCCCCCUCUCCAAAAGAGGAAGAGAAAAUAAAAAAUAAAAAUCAUUGAGUCAGCACACCCAAAUUAAAAGAUCGAUAAACUGGAAGCGAAUCUUGCUCCUGAUUCUUAGCCCGUAAUGGCCUCUGUUAUAACAUCCAUUGGCAACUUUUUAGUGUUGUGUCUUCUCUGCUUGUCAAUUUGUCAACCAUUUUCAUCUUCAAAGCCUGAUGUUUUGAGCGAAGGUUCAUCACUAUCUGUGGGCGAACCAGAAGACGUUUUAUCUUCACCGGAUGGAACUUUCUCUGCCGGCUUCUUCCCUGUGGGGGAAAAUGCAUAUUGCUUUGCCGUAUGGUUUAGCGAGCCAUCCUACAAAAACAACAACAAGGCUGUCGUUUGGAUGGCGAAUCGGGACCAGCCCGUCAAUGGAAGAUACUCAAAACUCACCCUUCUCAAAACUGGUAAUCUUAUACUAACCGACGCAGGUCGGAUCACGGUUUGGUCCACUGGCACCGACUCUCUAUCAUUAACCCGCUUGCAACUCAACGACUUCGGCAAUCUUGUCUUGAUCAAUUCGGAAAAUGUUGUUCUAUGGCAAAGCUUUGAUUCGCCUACAGACACCCUUCUCACCGACCAACCACUCACUAGAUACACAAAGCUUGUCUCCUCCAGAAGCCAGAUCAAUUCCUCCUCUGGUUUCUACAAGCUUUUCUUUGACAACGACAACAUUCUCCGUCUACUAUAUGAGAGUAUAGAGAUUUCAAGUGUCUAUUGGCCUGACCCUUUGCUUGUAAGCUGGGACGCCGGAAGGUCCACCUACAACAAUAGCAAAAUUGCCAUUCUUGAUUCCCUGGGAAAUUUUAGUUCCUCUGAUGAUUUUACAUUCAUGUCUGCGGAUUAUGGUACGAAGAUGCAGAGAAGGUUGAAGAUUGACUAUGAUGGUAAUGUGCGAUUGUAUAGCAGGAAAAAUAGAGGAGAGAGAUGGGUUGUUUCAUGGCAAGCCUUUUCGGACCCAUGCAUGAUUCAUGGUAUUUGUGGAGCUAACAGCCUCUGUAACUAUGUUCCCAGUAUGGGUAGGAAAUGCUCUUGCAUUCCAGGAUAUAAGUUGAGAAAUCAAACUGAUUGGUCUUCUGGAUGUGUGCCAGAAUUCGAUAUCUCCUGCACCAAACAUGAAUCUACAUUCCUUCAAAUUUCCAGUGUUGGAUUAUACGGGUACGAGUACGGAAUUUUCUCCAAUUACACAUUGGCCGAGUGCAAGAAUUUAUGCUUGCAAUUGUGUAACUGCAAAGGGUUCCAAUUCUCAUAUGUACCAUCCAGUGGUAAUUUUAAGUGUUACCCCAAGACUUUAUUGCUUAAUGGAUACCGAGAGCAGAGCCUUUCCGGAGACUUAUAUUUGAGGCUGCCCCAGAGCUUCCUCCUUUCUAAGCCGAACUCCUUAGUGGAAUUCAGUUUAAACUGCUCCGUCCAAGAAACUAAACAGCUUGAUAGAACGUAUACACAAAGUACUGUCAAGCAAUCGGUGAAAUUCAUUCUCUGGUUUGCCUGUGGAUUGGGUGGAUUUGAAGUUAUUUGUAUUCUUUUGGUGUGGUGCUUAUUGAUCAGAACCCAACGAAACUCGGGUGCAGAGAUGGGAGGCUACCUUCUUGCUGCAACUGGAUUCAGAAGAUUUAGUUUUGCAGAGCUACACAAGGCCACGAAGCGAUUUAGCGAAGAGAUUGGAAGAGGUGCAGGAGGAAUUGUUUACAAAGGUGUAUUAUGUGAUGCUCGGGUUGCAGCAAUCAAGCGACUUAAAGAAGCUAACCAAGGAGAAGCUGAAUUUCUAGCAGAAGUCAACACCAUUGGGAGGUUAAACCAUAUGCACUUGAUAGAGAUGUGGGGAUACUGCACAGAGGGAAAGCACAGACUUUUGGUGUAUGAGUAUUUGGAGAAUGGAUCUUUGAAAGAAAAUUUAUCCUCUAAUAUGCUUGAUUGGGAGAAGAGGUUUGGAAUUGCUCUGGGAACUGCAAAAGGCCUAGCUUACUUGCAUGAAGAGUGCUUGGAAUGGGUUUUGCACUGCGAUGUGAAGCCUCAGAACAUACUCCUAGACUCUAAUCAUCAGCCAAAGAUAGCAGAUUUCGGAAUGUCUAAGCUACUUAAGAGAGGAGAGAUUAACAAUUCAAGUGUAUCCAAGAUUAGAGGUACCAGAGGUUACAUGGCUCCGGAGUGGGUUUCCAACCGUCCAAUCACAUCAAAAGUGGACGUCUAUAGCUAUGGGAUUGUUGUGUUGGAGAUGUUGACAGGGAAAAACCCGACCACCAAAUUCCGUGAGCUUAAUGCCACAGGGGAAACAGAGCACGGGAAACUAGUUACGUGGGUGAGAGACAAGGUAAAUGAAGCUCCAGAAAUGGAAACACGGCUGGAAAAGGUUGUUGACGCAUCUGCAAGAGGUGAAUACAACGUGGAGAAGAUGAAAAUUCUACUGGAAGUAGCUUUAAAAUGCGUAGAGGAGGAUAAAGAUGAAAGACCUGAUAUGAGUCAAGUAGUUAAGACUCUUCUACCCCAUGAGAAUGAUCACUAAGGACAAUAUUUAUGAUGGUGCAUGCCUCAACGAUAUUCGCAAAUAAUUAAGGAAUUGGAGAGAGUUAAAUUGGACUAAGUUGGAGUAAGAGCCUUUUUUUUUGUUUAUGUUUUCUAUUUUUCUUUCAUAAAAAAAUAUAAUAAAUAAAUGACUUGUUUUUGUAAGUUAAGAAACCGGUUUGGAGUGCUUUUACGUCUUGAAAUUGAUGAAGAAUCCUACACAUUGUAAAGCUAAAGCUUUUAGUAAUUCAACAAAAAAAAUUUAUUACAUAUAAAGAAUAUA
This is a messenger RNA of Ziziphus jujuba (common jujube), 3025 nucleotides long. Its product is annotated as putative receptor protein kinase ZmPK1. The transcript has a single exon. Bases 326 to 2743 code for a protein of 805 amino acids. Lineage: Eukaryota; Viridiplantae; Streptophyta; Magnoliopsida; Rosales; Rhamnaceae. The record is from RefSeq and is a predicted model, not a curated record. Gene Ontology annotation, molecular function: protein serine/threonine kinase activity; ATP binding. Gene Ontology annotation, biological process: recognition of pollen; protein phosphorylation.